UUUUUCAGAUGGAUGGAUGGAUGGAUGCUUUACAUAUUGUAGUAGCACUUGUUGAAACUGUAGUUGUUGUUGUUUGGGGACUCAAUAUCAUAUAGGAAUAAUGUCAGAUUACGAGGAUAAUGCCUUUAACGAAGGAGUUGAAAACUAUGACGAUUUUGAUCAACCAGAACAUUUCAGUGAAGAAGAAUUUAAUGAACCAGGUAAUGAUGAAGAAUUAAAUGGAGGUGAUUAUGGUCAAACUACCGAUGGAAGAACCAUUAUAAAUGGUGGUGAUGGUAAUGUAGUUGUACCUUCUACAAAGGUUACAUCUAGACAACUUGCUAUACCUAAGGAUAAAAGAUCAACUACACCAUAUAUGACUAAAUAUGAAAGAGCUAGAGUAUUAGGUACUAGAGCCUUACAAAUUUCAUUAAAUGCUCCAGUAUUAGUUGAUAUUGAAGGUGAAACUGAUCCUUUACAAAUAGCCAUGAAAGAAUUGGCUCAAAGAAAGAUUCCAUUAGUUAUAAGAAGAUAUUUACCUGAUGGAUCUUAUGAAGACUGGGGCUGUGAUGAAUUAAUUGUUGAUCAUUAAGCUGAAUAAUCAUAUGCUUAUAAGCCAAGACAGUUCAAAGUCAACAUGAAAAGUUAAGUUAUUCGGGUUUGAAUCACUUUCUUCUCGAUCAUUUCUGCAUUAUGUAUAUUUCUACUUCCAAUAUUUUGUAUAAUACUAAAAACC
This is a messenger RNA of Scheffersomyces amazonensis, 715 nucleotides long. It is a transcript of the gene RPO26, whose product is annotated as DNA-directed RNA polymerase core subunit. The record is from RefSeq and is a predicted model, not a curated record. Gene Ontology annotation, biological process: tRNA transcription by RNA polymerase III; transcription by RNA polymerase I; transcription by RNA polymerase II. Gene Ontology annotation, molecular function: DNA binding. The transcript has a single exon. Gene Ontology annotation, cellular component: RNA polymerase III complex; RNA polymerase I complex; nucleus. The coding region runs from base 101 to 571 and encodes 156 amino acids. NCBI's taxonomy places the organism in Eukaryota, Fungi, Ascomycota, Pichiomycetes, Serinales, Debaryomycetaceae.